UCAAAAUAAACGUUCUCCGGAUCUUCAAACUCUCAAAAGCAGCAGCUUCGAUAAACCUCAGCAUUCCUACUCGUUCUUUCCACCGAGUCGACUCAGAAAAUGGUUCUAGGCGGUGGAGCAGCUCCCCCAAGAGGAAGUGCAGCAGCUACUGCGAGCAUGAGGAGAAGGAAGACGACAAGUGGUGGUGCUUCAGGAGGUGCAGCAGGGACUAUGCUCCAGUUUUACACAGAUGAUGCCCCGGGACUCAAGAUCUCCCCGAAUGUUGUCCUCAUCAUGAGCAUUGGUUUCAUCGCCUUUGUUGCCGUUCUUCAUGUCAUGGGUAAGCUCUACUUUGUCCGCAGAGAGGCUUAGAGAAGAUUGCUGCUAACGAUGGGAAAACAAAAUUUUAUAUGUUGUUUUAUGGAUCAUGAAUCAGUAGACUUGGGGUUUUGUAAGGUUUCUUUGUACUAUAUGAAUGGUUGAAAGAGAGUUUUAGGCAAUUUUGGUUCUGAGGUUGCUUUACUUGAUUGAAUUCUUGGCCUUCUA
Molecule: messenger RNA, 525 nt
Organism: Malus domestica (apple)
Lineage: Eukaryota; Viridiplantae; Streptophyta; Magnoliopsida; Rosales; Rosaceae
Product: protein transport protein Sec61 subunit beta-like
Biological process (GO): post-translational protein targeting to membrane, translocation; SRP-dependent cotranslational protein targeting to membrane, translocation
Cellular component (GO): Sec61 translocon complex; endoplasmic reticulum membrane
Molecular function (GO): guanyl-nucleotide exchange factor activity
Source: RefSeq, a predicted model, not a curated record